Messenger RNA from Echinops telfairi (small Madagascar hedgehog), 4414 nucleotides. It is a transcript of the gene ZNF280D, whose product is annotated as zinc finger protein 280D. The record is from RefSeq and is a predicted model, not a curated record. Gene Ontology annotation, molecular function: RNA polymerase II cis-regulatory region sequence-specific DNA binding; DNA-binding transcription factor activity, RNA polymerase II-specific. Gene Ontology annotation, biological process: regulation of DNA-templated transcription. The transcript has 20 exons. Bases 246 to 3044 code for a protein of 932 amino acids. NCBI's taxonomy places the organism in Eukaryota, Metazoa, Chordata, Mammalia, Afrosoricida, Tenrecidae.
GUCUCAAAUCUCUGAAGUGGUGGAGACUACUAAGCCCAGAUGCACAAGAAGCUGUGGCAUGGAGACUCAGAGAAGCAGUGGCAAGACUGUGAGGUACAUUGUCAUCUGACCCAAGACUAUGUACAUGUGGGACAUGGGCAGGCUGGCUUUCUGGUCCAUGGAGGCAAAGACCAAAGCACCCUGUGACUGAGAGACUGAAAAUCAGAGAGACUUGGCUGCUUGCUGAGGAGAGAGAUAAUUCAAAAAUGGCGGAACUAUUUAUGGAAUGUGAAGAAGAAGAGCUGGAACCCUGGCAGAAGAAAGUAAAAGAAGUUGAAGAUGAUGACGACGAUGAACCAAUCUUCGUUGGGGAGAUAACCAGUUCAAAACCAGCAAUUUCAAAUAUUUUGAACAGAGUUAACCCCAGCUCAUACUCAAGGGGAAUAAAGAAUGGCGCACUUGGUCGAGGUGUUACUCCUGCAUUCAAGCCUACAAAUCAACACUUCACCAACCAAACAUCAAAUCCAGUGACUGCCUCACCAGUAAAUUUUCAAAUGGAGUCUCGAUCUUCAGCUAGUUCUGUUAUUGUUCAGCCUUUGUCUAAGCCUGGAUUUAUUAUGAACUCAUCACGAGUUGUAUCUAAAAAUUCUUCUGAGUUACUGUUUGACUUGACCCAGGAUACAGCAGUAGCACAUUAUCAAGGGGGACCAGCACUUUCUAUAGCAGGUAUAAAUGAAAGUUCCUUUUUAUCAAAGCGCCCCUCUACUUGUGAAGUAAAUAGUGCUAUCUCAAAAAAGCCUAAACCUAGUGAAGGUGUUUCGGGAACAAGUUCUUCAGCCACAUUUUCUUCGAUAAAUUCCAAUUCACUGACAUCUCCUCAGGAAGUGCCAUCAAAAGGUAUCAACACCUCACCAAAUCAAUCUAAAACUGCAACGCCUUUUCCAAAAGCUUGUCCAAAGUGCAACAUUCAUUUUAAUCUUCUGGAUCCUUUGAGAAAUCACAUGAAGUAUUGUUGCCCAGACAUGAUAAAUAACUUUUUGGGAUUGGCUAAAACAGAAUUUUCAAGUACAACAAAUACAAAUACAACUAUUGAUUCAGAGAAAGGAAAAUUGAUCAUGUUAGUUAAUGACUUUUAUUAUGGAAAACAUGAAGGAGAUGUCCAGGAAGAACAGAAGACUCACACAACCUUUAAAUGCUUCAGUUGCUUGAAAAUUCUUAAAAAUAAUAUUAGGUUUAUGAACCACAUGAAACACCAUUUGGAGCUUGAGAAGCAGAGCAGCGAGAGCUGGGAAAACCACACCACCUGCCAGCACUGCUACCGCCAGUUUCCCACACCAUUUCAGCUGCAGUGUCACAUCGAAAGUACACACACCCCCCAUGAAUUUUCUACUAUUUGUAAAAUCUGUGAAUUAUCAUUUGAAACAGAACAUGUUCUUUUACAACAUAUGAAGGACAAUCAUAAACCCGGUGAAAUGCCAUAUAUUUGCCAGGUGUGCAAUUAUAGAUCAUCAUCAUUUUCUGAUGUGGAAAUUCAUUUUAGAACAUCCCAUGAAAACACUAAAAACUUGCUAUGUCCAUUUUGCCUCAAAGUUAUUAAAAUUGCAACACCUUACAUGCACCAUUACAUGAAGCACCAGAAAAAGGGAAUACAUCGUUGCACAAAAUGCAGGCUGCAAUUUUUGACAGGCAAAGAGAAAAUGGAUCACAAGACUCAGCAUCAUCGAACAUUUAUAAAGCCUAAACAACUAGAAGGAUUGCCUCCUGGGACAAAAGUUACUAUUCGGGCUUCAGUUGGAGCUCCUCCAUCAGGAUCGUCAUUUACACCUUCUAUUAGUGCAAGCACUUCUACCCUUCAGCUCUCACCAGCAAGGACUAAAAAUUUAACUGCUAAGAAUCCCACAAAAUCUAUUAUAAAUAAACCUAGUGCAACUAAAUUCAAUGCAAGUAAACCUAAUGGAAGUAAAUCUAAAUGCAAACCAAAAAUUUCUAAUGUGCAAAAGAAACAAAACACAUUGGCUAGUAGCAAUAAAAAAAGUAAAGUCAAUACAGCAUUGAGGAAUUUAAGGUAUCGUCGGGGAGUUCACGAGUGCAUUGAGUGUUCUUCUGAAAUAAAAGAUUUUGCAAACCACUUUCCUACAUAUGUCCACUGUAGUUUUUGCAGAUACAACACUAGCUGUAGCAAAGCAUAUGUAAAUCAUAUGAUGAGCUUUCAUAGUAACCGUCCAAGUAAAAGGUUUUGCAUUUUUAAGAAGCAUUCAGAAAAUCUCAGGGGCAUUACUAUAGUGUGCCUUAAUUGUGAUUUCCUAACUGAUGUUUCUGGCUUAGAUAAUAUGGCUACCCACUUAUGUCAACAUGAAACGCACAUGUGCCAAGUUGUAAUGGAGAAUGUUUCUCUUUGCAUCCCAACUUUUGAACAUCUUUCUGAAGUAAGAAAUGAAGCUUCCACUGAAGAACAAGAACCUGUGUCGGAGGAAAUUUCAAGACUUAGAAUGGCUGAAGGAGAAACAGAAACGGCAAAAUCUGAAAGUGAACAAGAUACUAUUUCAUCAGAGGAAGGAAAAAAUGGAUGUGAUGAAAAUUCAUUUGAAGCCUCAUCAGUAACAAAAAGUGAAGAAAGUAUAACAGUUUCACUUAAGACAAAUGAUGCCUGUCUUCCAGACCAGGAAAGUGGCUCAAAGGAAAUCAUCAGUGAUGAUUCAAUUAAGGAUGAAGACAAAGUGGAAAAAGAAAAACAAAUAGAACUUGUUCGUCAGGAAACAGAGUUGAAGCUGUGCCAAAAUUCAGAAAAUGUAGAUUCAUGUGAUCAGAUUAAAGAUCACAACUCUGGUGAAACUAAGCGUUCUUCUAAGAAUAUCAAAGCUUUGCGAUUAACAACAGGUGAUGAUGUUAGCAUUGAUCAAUUUUUGAGAAAAAGAGAUGGGUCUGAAUCUGUUAGUUCUGAUGUUAGUGAGCAAGGCAGUGUUCAUCUGGAACCUUUGACUCCAUCAGAAGUACUUGAGUAUCAAGCCUCAGAAAUCUUUCAAAAAGGUGGUGGUGAUUCUUCAGCCAAGCCUGAUGAAGUGUAACGUGUUAUCAAACAGCUGAUAUGCCUAGAGGAAAUAGCCUGAACACAACAGAGACAGCAGUAGACCUGGUAGAUGAAGAAGGAAGGAGUUGAAAUUAAUUUGUCAUCCUGAGUUUUAGUGUACUUGCGUUAAAACCUGGAACAGUGUAUCCAAUCCAAUGAGCUCAGUGGUGCGGUUGUAGAGUUCUGAAAUAAACACAUUUGAGGGAGGUCAUUCGUACACUUUACCUGUAUGUUCAACCUUGAUUACUAAAUAAGUCAGUUCAUCAGUAAUAGCACUAUUAUGUAUGGCUUUCUAAGAAGCUUUGUUUUAGAAAUGAGUAAGGUUUUAGUGAAAGUUGUAAGUUUGCAUUUGAAAAGUCAUUUUAGCAAUAGCAAUUGUCUUUUCAAGAACACAAUCCUUGGUUGCCAAUAUAAAUUGAAUUAUAAGUAUUAUACUUAAAAAGUUUUGAGACUUCCAUAAGUCCUAAGAUAAAAGCCUUUACCAAACUGUAUACCCUUUCCAAUUAAUUUGAAGAGAUUUGGAAGCCUACCUUAGGGGAAUGACUAAUUUAAAGUAAUGGAGGAUUGGCCUUGGUAACAGGCUUUCUGUUGAGUAGAAUGUGGUAUCCAGAGUUUGCUCGAGUGCUGCUUUGAUCUAAUGAGAACUUGGAGGAACAUAAACUUCAUUUUGGAUUUAGUACAACAUACCAGACUGUAUGAAACAUGUAAACAGAAUAUUUGAAUUGCUAUACCUCCAUACAAAUGUUAGCCUGCCAGGCUGUAAGCUUACCUUGAUUAAACUUUCAGUGAAAGUGAAAUUAUUAAAAUAUAAAUUUAUAUUUGUGCUUUUUUGUCAGUGUAUGCUGUGCAGAAAUCCCUUGAUGUAUCCAUUGUAUAAACCCAUUGUUGAAGCCCACUGUUAAAAUUCCGAUAACUAUUAUGCUUUUCACAUUGUUUUGAUGACCUUAAUUAAAAUAAACCCAUACAAUUGGUCUGGAAGCCACACCAAAGUUAAUAUAAUGUAAAAACUGUACAGCAGUAAACUGCAAACCUGUCCUGGCAUUUAUUCAGCCAUGUUUAAGUGACUUUUCUUUCCUUGUAAAACUGAAACGGGACCUAAAACAGUGAUGUAAACAUUGGUUUGGGGAAUUAAGCUUAAUUUAUCCAUAAGAUGGCUGCUAAAAUCAGUUGUACUUUAUCUUCUAGAAAAUAAUAGAGAAAUUAAUAAGGUGAAUGUAGUUUGCUUUGAAGUACUAAUUAACUUUUAUUUAAAGUUCUGCAUUUUUCUGAAAUACCUUUGCUUUUAAUCUUAAAUUUGUUUCAUUAAGUGUUUUAAACAGCUAUUAAAAUUCUUUUGUAAAUAGUUGAUUUUGAGUAAAUAUUUGCAAU